GACUACCUCAUCCUCACUCUUGACAAACCUCGCAAACAGCGGAUUCCUGCUGCCGCCGCCUCCUACUUUCCCAGUACCUGAUAUAACAGUGCUUGUAGCCUGUAUGAUACCAUACAGCACCGGUACCCGAGUACGGGUAAGUUACGUAUGUUGUCUCCCUCCAGUCACACCCACCUUCAUUCUUCCUCCCUCCCUCCCUCCUUCUACAGCCACGAUAUCACUUCCCUGACCGCCAACCAUCUAAAAAUGAAUAACCCGGGUCCCCACCUGGCACGGCGCCAUCAUACCUCCCAUCCCCGACACAGCCUAUACCAUACUACCAUUUGCACCGUAGAUCACUCCAAAAAUGAAGCAUUUCAAAAGCUUCUCAAUCUACUCGCACUCACAAUGUGUCUAUGAUACCGUAUCCAAUCACAACCAGCAUAGAAAAGAAGCAGUAUAAAAGCACAGUGCUGUGCCCAGCAGAACCGACUACAAGCAGUUCGAUUCCAUCCCUACGCGUGCAGGCGGCUCCAGAUCACGAUAUCAACUCCCGCCCGAUGCUCCACGAGAAUCUGGAAUGAAAGAUAAUAGGAGAGGAACAAUUGCCACGAUGUAUAUAAUACGAGAAUCCCUUUCAUCCACGGUGUCGCAAUGGUACGGUACCCCCACCCCUCACCACGACGACACCAGCGGCGCCGAACCACCACCGCCGGCUCCCCCACACGGCAACAAACACAACCUGGAAGAGGAUGGAUGAGAUCUGGAACAUCAAAAACUCGGAGACAAAAAAACGCAUCACAAGAAACCCCUCUCUCUCGCCGCUUCCCGAUUCACUCAACCCAAGUACCGGUGAACCAAAUCCACCCAUCGCACAAGGGUACGAUAGCCGGGCUCAGACCGAACCAGAAAAUUGGGCGCCAUUAUACGACACCGCCCAGCUACAAGUACGAGUACAGUACUGAAAUCUCAGAUCCAGCCCCAUAUCCAACGAGAAUAUUAUGCAAUCAUAACCGCACAACCCCACCCAGACCAGCGGAAAAGAAAAAAGAAAAAAAAGGGAAGCCAUACCUCAUUUCAAUAUUUCGUACCAUAUCGGUCUCGCGCGCAAUACCGCUCCGCGGUACAGUAAUAGCCGCUUCGGCGGACAUCGUGAACCGCCGGCCGCAAUCUACGAGUACUUAUGAUACCGGAACGGAAAGUCCGAGAUGGGUAUAA
This is a messenger RNA of Tuber melanosporum (Perigord truffle), 1197 nucleotides long. RefSeq lists its product as uncharacterized. Lineage: Eukaryota; Fungi; Ascomycota; Pezizomycetes; Pezizales; Tuberaceae. The record is from RefSeq and is a predicted model, not a curated record. The transcript has a single exon. The coding region runs from base 634 to 1197 and encodes 187 amino acids.